Molecule: messenger RNA, 4354 nt
Organism: Spinacia oleracea (spinach)
Lineage: Eukaryota; Viridiplantae; Streptophyta; Magnoliopsida; Caryophyllales; Amaranthaceae
Product: rRNA-processing protein FCF1
Exons: 3
Coding region: 239-568 (109 amino acids)
Source: RefSeq, a predicted model, not a curated record
CGCAAUGACUCUAACUUCUGAAAUUGGGUCACGAAACCCUCUUCCUCUCUCAUCUUCCUCUCUCAUCUUCCUCUUUACUCCGUGUUAAACAAAAAAAAGAGAGUAAACAAAUCAAGGUUUUUGUAGUUGCAGCACCGCCACUGCUGAAGUAGUGUUUGAGGGUUUGGUAAGUGAGUCUCUCCCCUUUUCAUCGCAUCUCCAUUCUCCAUCAGUUAGAUAAGGUUAAGGGUUUAUCGCCAUGGGAAGAUCUAAAAAAGCUCCGAAAUUUGCUGUCAGGAAGAAGCUUGUCACUUCAAAAACCCUAAAACAGCACAAGCAAGAGGUGUUAAACCCUAAAAAGAAGGACCUUGAAGCCGCCAAUCUCCCUAGAAAUGUGGCUAAUGUUUCAUCUGCCCUAUUCUUCAAGUAUAAUACCGCCUUGGGACCUCCUUACCGGGUUAUCGUUGAUACCAAUUUCAUCAAUUUUUCCAUCCAGAAUAAAGUGAGAACCUCAAAUUAUGGUUUUAUAUGUUUCUUUGAUGAUGAAAAUAUAGUACUGCUUUUUAUUGAAUUGAAUAUUCUAGCUUAAAGUGGCUUUUUUUCUUGGCUGAAUUAGUUGAUUACAGGAAACUGCUUCCCAGUGAUUAGGUUUUGUUAACUUUGUGUAAUGCAAUUUUCACCUGGUGGGUUUUUGGUUUUAUGUUUUGUGCAGUUGGAUUUGGAGAAAGCUUGUAUGCGAAAUAAUAGCCAAUAUUGGAUAUUUGUCAUUGUUUACUAGCCAAUAUUGGAUGUUUUGCUUUGUAAAUGUUUUUUUGGGGGGUUGACUACUGACUAUGACCGUUAAUGUCUGACAUCUACAUUGAGUAGCCUUCUUGUGAUUCUACCUUCUAUAGAUGUAAGAGGAUGAAGUUAAUCUUUAUUCUGGUCAACUAAUUGCUCAUUUGAUUAAAUUGGUCUUAUCUUAUGGCUUUCAUGUGAAUUUGAAGUAUAUCUUAGUAGUUCUUUUUGCUCGAAGCAUUUUUCUACAUUAUAUCUUUAUAAGCUUCUACAUUAUCGUUCUGUGCCUGGGAAAAAUGAGACCUAAGCUGGUUGAACAUGGAGAUUUUACCCAUCUGAUCAAUAGUUUAUCUAAAUCAAAAAACCUGAUAUUCUGAAAUGGAUCUGUUCUUAUUUUAUGUUGUAAUUUUUUUUGAUAUUAUGAAAAGUUUCAUGUUAAGAAGCAUUAUACUAUUUAAAAUAUACACCUACUUGGAAAAUAAGAACACACAAAAUAUUAGAACAUAUAAAAUAUGUUUUAGAACAUAUGUAACAAGUUUUAGAACAUAUGGAAAAAGUAUUAUAACACGUGGCUUAAGUUUUAGAACAUAUGGUUUACUUUUUAGAACAUCACUUGCUUAUUAACUUCAUAUUCUCUUUGAAAUAGCAUGUUGGUUGUCUUUAGCAAUUUCAUGAAACAAAAGGACUGUGGAGAAGAUAGGAGGAUACCGUGUUGCAUUUUAGUUGCUCAAAAUAAGUGUCAAAUUAGUAGGAUCGAGCUACCUUAUUAAAUGGAGUAUAACAAAGUGUUUUUUAGAACCUAAAGAACAUUAUUUAGAACAUAAUUGUUUAGUUUUUAGAACCUAAGGAAUAAUAUUUAGAACAUUACCGAAAAAGGAUUAGAAUAUUGGAGUUUUCUCUUUUAGACCUUAGGUAUUGUUAUUGAUAUCGAAUAUGAGGGAACAUAGUUCUAUUAUCAAUUCCAUGUUAUGAUUAUUCUCUUAGGGUUGUUAUAUGCAAUGUGGAAUGGAAUGAAUGGAAUGGCAGUGCAUUUCUUACACACACAACUAUUUUCUUAAUCUUGGGGAUUUAUAAACCUUAUUAAUAAUUAUGGACUAUGGAGAGAGAUGGUAAGUUCAGAAGUGAUAUUCUGGGAACUAAUGGAUUGACUUAGAAUUCAAUUUGUCGUAUUCCUUUAACUUGAUUGGUAAUGUAAAAGUGCAUAAAAAAUAAUCUUUAUUUGAAUCAACAUGAAUUCAAUAAAACCGACAUCCCCGGUUCCGGCACGGCGAAGAAACCGGCAUCCCCAGAGCAGUAAGGCUAGAUUUCAGUUUCCGACGCCGGGCUUCUUGGUGUUGGAGCUCCGUUUUACCUCAUCGUCGUCCUUUAGUACCGUGUUUAGGUAUUUUCUCUCUCCUACCUUCCUUUCUAUAUUUACCUGAUUUUGCGAUUUUAUUAUGUGAAUUUUUUAUGUGAAUUGAUUUUUGGGAAAAUAGGGAUUUAAUUUGUGAUUUUGAUUUCCGGUGCUUCUUAUUUGUUGAUUAUGUUUAAUCAUAGGGUUUAGGUACUUCUGAUAUGUUCUUUGAAUCAGGAUUUAAAUUGCUGUUCUGUGAUUUAACAAUGAAUUUUCAGUUUUCAAAUGUAAAUUAGCUUGAAUUUGUAUUAUUCUUGGACCAUACCCAGUAAACCAAAUAUGGCCUAGAGGUUUCCGGCCAUAAACAAUGAACUGUGAACCCAUUUCAUGAACAACCAGAAGUUCCUAAACGCUUGAGUAGGCCAUGACAAAUCCUCUCAAAAUAGAGCAGAUUCCCCAAAAUAAACUAAAUCCGUUUCUUUUCCUCUUUUAUAAGGUAAUAGUAAGCAGCCUUACUCACCUUGGGUACAAGGAUCAGAAAUGUGUAUGGAUAAAGGUCAUAAGCAAUUAUUCUUGCAGCAUUUUCCCUAUUUACUUGAACUUUGAAGCAUUCAAGUUCUAUAUCUUAUUUACAUACACUAGUGGAGGAGAUAUGUACUUUGAUUAAAGUGAGGAUUCUAAGAUAAUUAGUAGUAAUCCACACUCCAAAAAUGUUAUCAAGAAAGAAACAACAGAGUAAAACCAUUAAAAUUGUACGUAAUGAGUGAUUGAGUAAUGACCAAAUGCAAGGAAUUAGUACACACUUUGUUUCAAGGAAGACCAAGCAGCAAUAGCUGCGUUUUUCUGAGCUUGUUUCUUUGUUUUAGCUGCCUCUCCCAUGAAAUUCAUUCCUGCCAACUCAAAUUUGCAUGAGAAAAUAGGAACAUGUCCUGGCCCUGAACGAAUAGUGGUGUAAACAGGGAGAUUCAGGCCGGCUCUAUGAGCUCUCUCUUGAAGCAAGGUCUUAUAAACUCCAGUUUCAAAACCCAACUGAUUCAUCACUUAUGUAAAAAAUAUGUGAUCUUAAGACAAACAUAAUUAAGAUAAAGUAACCCAGACAAAAGGUGGCUAGCAUAAGACAAAUGCCUUAAUGAUUAUGAACGUUGCUUCCACUAAGGAGGGUGUACUGGUUCCCUGCCUCUGUCACUGCAGAUGAUGUUGCUGCUUCUGUCCCCUUGUUACGAUGUUGCUUGGUCUGCCUCCUCACAUAUGUAUGGAGCACCGGUGCAGGUGGUGGGUGUAUUGCAGUAAGUUUAUUAUUAUACGACUUAAAUGACUUAUGAUGCUCUUCUUUGUGACUUUUGGGCCACUAGUAAAUCUUUGUUUAAUAAUUGAGCAAGUUAUGGUUACCAAGUUCAAUCCCUAAAUUAUUAAAUAAUGAAAAACAUAGUUUUUUGUUCUCUGGGAACUUUUAUGAAUUACAUCAUGUUGAAGGAGUUAACUUAGAACUUUGAAGUCUUACUUUAGGUGGCAAAUAUGUAUUGAUGGGCAUGUUAGAUCGGUGAUUUAUUUUUUACCUUCAUGUACAUAUAAUAUCAGUAUAUUGUAGCUGUAAUUUCAAUUUAUGUCUUAAAUCAGAUAACAUUAGCAGAUAUGAGCCCUGACCACUUAAUUUUAAACUAUACGCUGAUUAUAAUAUGACUGGCUCAAUAUUUGCAUGAUUCUCUCUGGUCUCUUCCCCUGAGCGUAUUGUUGGCAGGGGUUUUAGCUACUUCAUCGAGGUUCGUGAUCAUCUUGUGAUGAUAAAGUCAUGUGUUGGCACAGCUUAUCAAACUGCUUUAAGGUAAAAAGAAUUGUACACAACCAUACUACUACUGCUGAUUUACUACUUUUUCUUGGAGGUAAAAGAACUUUUAAGGUAAAAAAAAAUUUCUUGGAGCAUCAGAGGUUAGUUGGUUACUCAGUUCAUCAGUCAGCUCGCACCUUAGUAUACUACUGCUGAUUUACUACUAUUUCUAAACCUGCAGCAAAACUCUUUCACUCGUUUUUGAUGAGAAGUUCAUCAGACCAUGGGAGUACUAUUUUGACUAUUGUGCAACAGGAUUCAAGACAAGAACACUAGGUCUCUAGCUAGCUAAUUUGUUGUAUAUUUAACAUAAAUUUUUAUGUUUCAAGUGUAGUUAGGUUCGUUAUCAACAUGUUGGUUGGUCUAUGAUCGAUUUGCCUUUUAUAAUAUUGGGCUGUAAAACUCUAUUGACAAGUUUAUGUGCAUUAUAACUGUAGACA